AGUUGUCUGCCCAUCUUCACUAGAUUCACCCUUAACUUUUCUGUCUUCUUCUCUCCAAAGGCCUUACAGUGUAGACAGGAAUCUCUUGCACAUACAGACAGUACAGAUAGAUCACUCUCUGCUGUCCAUUUGACCAAGAAAGUCACCUCUCUCUCUCUCUCUCUCUCUUUAUAUAUAACAGAGACUCAAAAUAUCAAAGCAUAACAUGCAGAUUUUUCAUUGGCUUUUUAAGAAAGCACAAGAACAAGAAAGGGAGAAUACCUCCACCACCUCUGCUAAGAACAAUAUUAAUGAUCAAGAAAAAGAUAUAAAUCCCUUUAGGAAUCGAAGGAGUAAUCAAAGAUCAGAAAGAGGAAAAGAAAGAAAAAUUAGAUUCAGAAGAUUUGCAUUUUUAUGCACAAAAGAAGUUGCAACUGCUUUCUUUUAUAGCACAAUCAAUUUGAGAAGACUUACUAGCAUUAACAGGAGGGGACAGCAGAAUUGGAUCUACUCUAUGAAGAAGAUGAAGAAAGAAGACAUUAAUAAAGGACAAAGCAUAAAUAAUAUGAACAAGGUGGAUUCAGCAAACAAUGUAGUAGGCAAUAAAGUUCUACCAAUUACUGAUACAACACUAUCUUGUUCCUCAUCAAUUAGCCCCUCAAAUGGUCAAUGUGAUUCAUUGGAGAAGAAAAAUAUGCUUAAAGGGGAUAAAACUAAAGCCAUGUCAAGAAUGAAGGAGCUACUGAGAUGGGCUGCAGCUGCAAAAUCUGAUAAGAAAGGAAACUUUAUAGGAAGAAAGGUUCUACACUUGAGAAAUAGAGGAACCCUAAAAGCAGUACCAGAUGAUGAUCAACUAAGCAAUGAGUCUCCCAAGAUCAGUUUCAGAUGGGAUGGUGAAAGCUGCUCUCCCACUUCCUCUGUGUACUCAGCCAUUUCAAUGGCUUCCUCUACCCGAAAUAUGGUUUCUCUCAAUUCCUCUCCUUUACAUGACAGGAAAGGAAAUUGGAUCACCACUGACUCUGAAUUUGUGGUGCUAGAGUUAUGAAGAAAUCAAGAAGAUGAUUUUUCAUGGUUGAAUGUUCAAGAGGCUUGGAAUGCUUCUGAAGCAAUGUAUGUUUAUGUACUAGGAUUUUCAUUUUUUGUUCUUUUAAAUGUUAAUUAAUUAGAGAAAUUAAUUGUAACAUCAGCAGUAAGGAUCUGAGAAUAUAAGAACAUCAAUGAAGAUAGCCUACAUAUGUAUAUUUGAAUAUAUUUGUGGUAAUUGACCUAAUCAAGUCUUGAUUUGUA
This is a messenger RNA of Jatropha curcas, 1266 nucleotides long. RefSeq lists its product as uncharacterized. Lineage: Eukaryota; Viridiplantae; Streptophyta; Magnoliopsida; Malpighiales; Euphorbiaceae. The record is from RefSeq and is a predicted model, not a curated record.